CGAAAUCUUCUAGUCAGUUAUACAGUGCAGCAUCUAACUUGUUCAACUAACCACUGUGGGCCUUAUCACAAAAUCAUAUCUUUAAUACUUUAUCAUCCUGUUCCAUUUCUGUCAACUUUCAUCAUUGUUCACUGUCGGUCAAGUCCUCGUCCAUGUUCCUCAUUGCCAGAUCCUCCCCAACCUCUGCAAGUCUUCACCCUUGGUGACCUCAAUCUUUAGCUCAGCUCUGAUUCCCUUUUCUUCAGAUAUAUCAAUUUGUUUUAAAUUUCUCCUUCCACGACACAGCUCGGUCCACAUUCAUUUGCAGCAAAAUAAAGAACCACAUUAUGUGGUUGUUAAGUGCUUUGAGACGUCUUGAGAUUGUGAGAAGUUCCAUAUAAAUGCUGUGUGCAUUAAAGUGACAGACUCAGACCAGGCUGGCAUGGAAAGCCCAUGAAUCCAGAGCUUCAAGGAACUCGUCCUGUGACUCGUCUUCAUGGCAACAGGAGCCCCGCCCUCCUCGCGGCACCAAGCUCUCGCGAGAGUUGGAUGUGUCAGCAAGAUGGCGGCGGGACGUUGCGAGCGGUGUUGACGAGGAGCGGUCAGGAGGACGGCGGCCAUCAGAUACGUCAACCGGGACCGAGUGAACGCAGGGCCAACCCAAGCCGGUCUAGUCCGGUCCGACUCGGUCCAGCGUGCAGGUGUCCUUUGGACGGCUGUCUCCUUUGCUAGUCUGAGAUGAGCCGAGGAGUCGGGAACCGGCCGGGAGGCUGAUUCGCCGCUUUAUUCGCCGGGCGGGAGGGUACGAGACGUGAAGAGGAGGAUGAAUCUUCACCAGGUCUUAACCGGUGCCGUCAACCCCGGCGACAGUUGUUUCUCGGUGGGCAACGUCGGCGAUGAACCGUUCACGGCUUAUGCUUCAGGGUGUGAUAUCGUGAUUUUAGCCAGUGAUUUUGAAAGACUUCAAAUUAUUCCUGGAGCCAAACAUGGAAAUAUCCAAGUUGGAUGUGUUGAUUGCUCCAUGCAUCAGGGAAAGAUUGCAGCAUCGUAUGGAAAUGUAAUCUGCAUUUUUGAGCCCAUUGCACUUUUAAACCAGAAAACUAAACAUUCUACGCAGCUUAAUUAUCAAUGGCAGAAGAGUGGACAAUUUGCAUUGGAGUCAGUGGUGCAUAACUUAGCAUGGGAUCCACAAGGAAUUCGUCUCUUGACUGGUUCCAGUUGUUUGCAGCUUUGGUCCAAUGGAAAUCUUGAAGCUAAUAUUAAUGAGGAGGAAGCUGCAGAUGAGACCGAUCCAAGUAAAGUCAGUGAUUGGAGAUGCAUCUGGGAGUCUAAAACUGCAUCUCCCAUUCAUCUAUUAAAAGUGUCUCCAGAUGGUGAAUUUUUUGCAACAGUUGGAAAGGAUGACUGUCUUGUGAAAGUGUGGUAUAAUUCCAGCAGCUGGCAGACAGCAGUGAUGGCACCAGUCAUACCAGUGGAUAAGAAAGAAGGAGAUAUUGAUUUUUCUUUUGUAUACUUAGCCCAUCCUAGGGCUGUUACUGGAUUUUCUUGGCGGAAAACCAGCAAGUACAUGCCAAGGGGUCUCGCAUGUAAUGUUCUGUUGACCUGCUGCAAGGACAAUGUUUGUCGGUUAUGGGCAGAGACUUUACUUCCAAGUGAUACUUUGAUUUCUGGAGACGGCCACACUCAGUGGUCUGAAUCUGUCUGGACAACCAACAACCUGAAGAGGAACAUCUCCAAUCGGGAAAAGUUGAAUUUCAGAUCCUUUCGUAUAGGGAGGAGGCGAUCAUCUGGUCUUGUUGCACACAGUGGAUAUUUACCCCACCAGCAGGAUGCACAUGAAGUCCAUAGGAAUUCACCUCUACAUGCGAAUUCACUCUGUCACUUUCACAUCGCAGCUAGUAUUAAUCCAGCAACAGACAUUCCACUGCUGCCCUCCAUCACUUCAUUGAGUUUAAGUGAACAUGAAGAAACUAAUGGACCUUUUGUUGUUCAUUGGCUAAACAACAAGGAAUUGCACUUUACCUUAUCAAUGGAGGUCUUUUUACAGCAGUUACGAAGGAACCUGGAGCAGCAAUCUCCAGAAUCUGUAGCAGAUGAUGUUGGACAAAUGGCAAGCAAAUCUGAUGAUGAUAUUGAUGAAGGCAGUGAAUAUCAUAAAGGAUUUAUGCAAUCUGUACUUUCAGACAGAGGUAAUGGAGAAAAGACCUCAUCAGCUGUCAUGAUUGAUCAUAAAAUUGAAGUGCUAUUCGCAGAAUGGAACAAGAAUGCAGACAUGCUCUUCAGUAUCCACCCCAUAGAUGGAUCCUUACUGGUGUGGCAUGUUGACUGGCUUGAUGAGUAUCAGCCCGGGAUGUUUCGACAAGUGCAGGUUUCAUUUGCCUCUAGAAUUCCUGUGGCAUUCCCCACUGGAGAUGCAAACUCUCUCAGCAAGAGUAUUGUUAUGUAUGCCUGUACAAAAAACGUAGAUCUUGCUAUUCAGCAAGGGAAACUGAAGCCACCAGGCAUGACUCAUUCCACAUCUGGCAUGUUAAUCUCUGCUGGUCAAAAUAAAUCAUCUGGUAGUUUAAAGCUCAGCAUCUUCACACCUAAUGUGCUCAUGAUUUCAAAACAUGCAGAUGGAUCCUUGAAUCAAUGGGCUGUCAGUUUUGCAGAAGAGUCUGCAUUUUCAACUGUCCUUGGUGUAUCUCACAAGUCACGUUACUGUGGUCAUCGCUUUCAUCUCAAUGAUUUAGCUUGUCAUUCGGUUUUGCCAUUAUUGCUGACUACUUCCUACCACAAUGCAAUACGGACACCAGAUGAUGGAAACCUGCACAAUGAAAGCAGUUUUCACUCCUUACAAUUUCGUAGUUCAUUGUCUAGAAACAAGAGAAACAUUGGUACAGCAGCAGUGUUCCAGGAUUCCAAUGCAAUAUAUAGUGAACUAAUUCUUUGGCGAGUAGAUCCAGUUGGGCCAUUAUCGUAUUCUGGAGGGGUAUCGGAGUUGGCCAGAAUCAAUUCUCUCCAUGUUUCAGCUUUUUCAAAUGUCGCUUGGCUGCCAACUUUAAUCCCAAGUUACUGUCUAGGUGCAUAUUGCAAUUCUCCUAGUGCUUGCUUUGUGGCAAGUGAUGGUCAUUAUUUGAGAUUAUAUCAAGCUGUUAUUGAUGCCAAAAAGCUUUUAAGUGAGCUUUCCAAUCCAGAAAUCGCUAAAUUUGUUGGAGAGGUAUUCAAUAUUGUAAGCCAGCAGUCAACAGCAAGACCAGGCUGCAUAAUAGAAUUGGAUGCAAUCACUGAGCUUUAUGGGAAAGAGACUCAGUUACUUCACGUCUUUAAGGAGGAUUUUAUAUUAGUUAAUCAACCCAAGAAAAUGCAGCAAAAGCAAGGACAGACUUCUAAUGAAACCAGCCCACAACAGGAAGCAGAAGAACCACAUGAUGGCUUUUCAGAAAAAUUCUUUUUGGUGGUCAUUGAACAUAAGGAGAACAACCGCUCAGUAUUGCAUAUGUGGCACAUGCACCUGAAAUCCGAUUCAAUAUCUGUUGAUCAUGCUACUGAAACUCCGUUGUUAUCUCCAGAGGAUCAGAAUGGUUUUGCCUCUGAGAAGUUACAUUCUCCUUUCUUCAAAAAAUACCAAGCUUGUAAAGCAAAUUUGCAAAGCGCCAGUCGAUUGGCAUUGAGCUCAAAAAGAGUUUAUAGCCAAGAAUUAGCUCUUCCAGAAGGAGUGGAAAUCACUAGAGUUACUCCCUCUGCAGGGCAUCUGAGUUCUUCUUCAGUACAUCCAGCUUGCCUUGCACCAUAUCUUCUGGCAACGUCUUGCUCAGAUGGAAAAGUCCGAUUCUGGCGAUGUCAAGUGUCAGCUCAUUCAGCAUCUUCUGCAGCUGGGGAUAGUUUGGAGAGUAAAUUUUCCUAUUGUUGGGAAGAAUGGCCUUUACUGAUUGAAGGAGGACUUGUGAACAGCAGCGCUGUUAGUGUACCAGGAAGACCAGUGGAUGUAAGCUGUUCUUAUACAAGCCGGCUUGCUGUGGCUUACAAACAGUCAAAACAAAUUAAUGAACAUUCCAGUAAACACUUCACCAUGCAUGUGUGUAUAUUUGAAUGUGAAUCAACAGGAGGCUCGCAAUGGAUUCUUGAACAGACAAUCCAUCUGGAUGACUUGAGUCUGUCAGGUGCCAUUUUGGAUCCAAGAAUCAGCAUUGAUAGUAACUUAGUGGUUUACAAUAAGCAGGAAUCUCAUCUGACUGAUCAUCAAAUGACUUUUGAAGCAAAACCUUUGGUUCACUUAGAUUGGGUUUCAAAGGAAGAUGGAUCUCAUAUCUUAACGAUAGGAAUUGGAUCUAAACUUCUAAUGUAUGGACAGGUUUCUGGAAUGAUACAAAAUCAAGCCAAGAAAGAAGCACCAGCAGUUUUCUCUUUGUCUUUGUGGGAUAAUGCCAAAGAAGUGUCUCAGUCGAGGUGGGUGCUUCUAAGAAGUGUGGAUUUGGUUUCCUCAGUGGAUGGAUCAUUGUCAUUGCCAGUUUCACUUUCUUGGGUGCGUGAUGGUAUCCUCGUGGUGGGAAUGGAUUGUGAAAUGCAUGUUUAUUCACAGUGGCAACCACAUGAUAAAUUAGAUCCAGUGAUAACUGAAGUUGAAAAUGGUAGUACUCCUUCAGUAGUUAGUCUGGCAAAAUAUGGCAAUGUGAAUGGUUCCAAUCCUUACCUAUUCAAAAAAAACCUGACGAGAUCAAUGACUGGGCUUGCUCAGAAAUUUGGUGGUAAAAAAAUUCCAUUUCAGUGGAAUGUUGAAAUGGAGGACUCUGGCCUUUUUGAAGCAUCUCAUGAUUUGUCUCCCACUCUGCCUCAGUACCAUCCUUUACAGCUCUUGGAGUUAAUGGACUUGGGUAAAAUCAGACGGUCCAAAGCUAUCCUAUCUCAUUUAGUCAAAUGUAUAGCAGGAGAAGUAAUCACUGUAAACGAUGCUGAAACUAGCCAUGAACGACGACUCAGAUCUCUGACAAUUAGUGCAAGUGGCAGCACGGCAAGAGAUCCCUUAAUGACAAAUAAAAGUGAAAAUCCCGACUAUACAGAAAUAGACUCAAUCCCCCCUCUUCCUCUGUGUGCACUUUUAGCUGCUGAUGAAGAUAUUUCUCAUACCACUUUUGAAAAACCAAGCAAACGACCUAAUAUCAACAAGAAAAAUUGCAGACAACAAUCAACAGUAAACAAUUAUGAUGAAUUAUUUGCAAUGUCCAACCUUGGUACAGAUUUACCUGAUGGCUUCAGUGUUGAUGAUGACAUUGAGCAGAAGGUUAUUGACCUUUCCCAGUACAGUCUUACCUACUUUGGCCCUGAGCAUGCUCGGGUACUUUCUAGUCAUUUGCUGCAUUCCAGUCUGCCUGGUCUUACCAGUAUGGAGCAAAUGUUUUUAAUGGCAUUGGCAGAUACAGUGGCAACUAUCAGCACUGACAUAGGAGAGAGCAGAGAGAGAACCCAAGGUGGAGAGACCCUUGAUGAAUGUGGCUUGAGAUUUCUUUUAGCCAUGAGGCUCCAUACAUUCCUGUUAACAUCACUACCUCCAGUCUAUCGAGCACAACUUCUUCGUCAAGGUCUAUCUACUUGUCAUUUUGCCUGGGCCUUUCAUUCAGAGGCAGAGGAGGAGCUGCUAAAUAUGAUCCCUGCAAUGCAAAGAGGAGAUCCCCACUGGUCAGAACUUAGAGCUAUGGGGAUAGGCUGGUGGGUACGCAGCACAAACAUUCUUCGCAGAUGUAUAGAAAAGGUAGCUAAAGCUGCAUUCCAGAGAAAUAAUGAUCCUCUAGAAGCAGCUAUAUUUUAUCUCGCUAUGAAGAAAAAGGCUGUAUUAUGGGGUCUGUUCAGAUCUCUCCAGGAUAAAAAAAUGACAGAGUUUUUUGGAAAAAAUUUCAGUGAUGAUAGGUGGAGGAAGGCUGCGUUGAAGAAUGCCUUUGCGUUGUUAGGUAAACAACGGUUUGAGCAGUCAGCAGCUUUCUUCCUUUUGGGUGGUUCCCUUAAGGAUGCAGUUGAGGUUUGUCUCGAAAGACUUCAUGAUGUUCAGUUAGCUCUUGUAAUAGCACGCUUAUAUGAAUCAGAAUUUGAAGUGUCAUCCACCUACAAGUCUAUACUUGUCAGAAGGAUCCUAGGCUAUGACCCAAAGAGCAAAUGUUUUAACUUUUCUCUAAGAAAUUCUGAUCCGGUGUUGCGGAGUAUGGCAUAUUGGAUAUUAGAAGAUUACACCAACUCGCUGAACACUCUGUUGGAACAGGGGAUGAAAGAAAAUGAUAAUUGCAGUGUGACAGAAUACAGCAAGUCUACUUCAUGCAGUCCUGGGGUAUUUAAUUUCUACAACUAUUUGCGAACCCAUCCACUUUUGUUGCGACGACACUUUGCUUCUUCAGAGAAGACAAUGUCACAGAUGGGUUUAACUGUGGAAAGUGAUCUGGCAGAUAAGAUCAGCUUAGCUGAAAGACGAUUGUUCUUUUCAACUGCAAAUGCACACUUUAAAGCUGGUUGUCCAAUGUUAGCUCUUGAAGUUUUGUCUAAAAUGCCUGCAGUCACCAUGAAACCAAAGAAUUUACAGAAUGAAACAAGCUCUUAUUUGACAGUUAAUUUUUCAUCCGAAGAAUCUAAACAUAAAGUUUUGGGUUGUGAUUGCUCGUCAUCAAUAGUCAAUGGUUUGGGAUCGAAAGUUCCAUCUGAUUGGCUGUCAAAUGGACAAUCCACUUCGUCUCUUAGUUUUGAUUGGAGUCAGUCAUCUCUAACGAUUGAAGACCAGCCAUUAGAAUUAAAAUGGGAUAGUGAUAAGGAAGAUGAAGAGGAGGAGACUGGCCUGUCAAUGAAGGAAAUAAAUCCACAGUGUCCCACUGCUGCAAAGAUCGAAGGAGAAAGUUACUGUAAUUUCUCAAGUUCAGCUGAUGAUUUUUUAAGUACAUCAGAAGAUGUCAUUGCAGCACAGUUAAAAUUUGGAGCUUGUUUGAAGAUACUUACAACAGAGCUACGUACAUUGUCUACUGGAUAUGAAGUUGAUGGUGGAAAACUCCGCUUCCAAUUAUACAAUUGGCUUGAAAGAGAAAUUACAGCCCUACAGAAAACAUGUAAUUACAAUGUUGAUCUUGAAGCUAUCAAAGAUAGUUUUGACUUUCCUGAAAGUGAACAUGCAGGAAAUGGUAUUGUUGACCAACAAAAGUCAUUGCAUCAGCAAAGGUAUUUACAACGGAGGAGACUGUGGCUUCUGGAAAACCAACCACUUCUAAGGAUGUUUCUUAGUUAUUGUAGUCUCCAUGGGUCUCAUGGUGGAGGCCUGGCAUCAGUCAGGAUGGAGUUGAUUCUUCUUUUACAGGAAUCGCAACAGGAGCAUUCGGCGAAACAGGUUACUAGUCCUUUUGUGCAACUUGCAUCAAUACCCCUGCUAUUUGCCUGCACUGCAAGUGCCAAAACUGUGGUGGCUAAUCCUAGACUCCAUCUAAGCAACCUUACCCAGGACAUUGUGAAUACUAUUGUAGAAUUUGAUUCUCCUCCACAUCCAGACAUGCAAAACAACAAGAUCUAUGUAAUGCACACUGUGGCAGCUUCUCUGUCUGCAUGCCUGUACCAAUGCCUUUGUGAUGGCCAUUAUUAUGGUUCUUCAUAUGCAAACCAGUUCACUGGGAUGGUAUACCAGAGUUUUCUGUUUGCGCAGCAACGUUCAAACAGAGCAGCAAGUUUAGAUGGUACAAUAACUCCCAACACUUCUCCAGACCAGUGGCCAGGUAUAAAGGAACUAAAUCAUCUCUUGAAUUCUGCUGGAGACGAGGAUAAACCCAAACUGACAAUCCUACUCUGUGAGGUAUUGACAGCGGUUUACCUUAGUCUUUUUGUUCAUGGCUUGGGAACGCACUCCAGCAAUGAGCUAUUCCGCCUUGUAGCUCAUCCUCUCGAUAGCAAAAUGUGGGCUGCAGUUUUUGGGGGAGGUGUCCAGCAACCUCUGAAGAACCAAAUCGAACCUAAAUCUGUAACAGGAAGGUGGUUACCUGAGCAUAGUCAACAGCAGAUAGUAAUGUACUCCGUGGAUUGUGUGGGGUUUUCAAAAGCUCUUGCAGUCUUCAAUCCUGCGCGUUCUGCAAGUGCAGCAGAAGGUCGUACUCCUGAUGAGCAUCAUAACUCUUUCAAGGGCACAGGCUCAAAAGCAACAAACAGAGAAGCACCCUCAUACAGUACUUCUCUUCCAGUUGUCAGUCAGGUGAUUCCAGUCUAUAAAGAGAAGUUCAUCCCUCCUGAACUCAGCAUCUGGGAUUACUUUAUAGCAAAGCCCUUCAUUCCUGCAGUACAGAGCAAAUUUGAGUAUGAUUCAGAAGAAAGUCAGGACAGUGAUGAUGAGGAAGAUGUUUUUGCUUCAGGCACACAGCUUCAGGAGCAUUCAAAUUCUAACUCGUUCAGCUGGUCCUUGAUGCGAUAUGCUAUGGUACAGUUGGUGCUUCAUAAUUUGAAGAAGUUUUAUCCAAUGGCAGGGCUGGAUCUAUCAGAGCUCCCAGUUUGUUCUCCUUCCUGCCAUGCAAUUUUAAAAACUCUUCAGCGCUGGGAACAAGUGUUACUUCGGCGUCUUGAGUUAUUUGGUGGCCCUCCUAAAGAUUUCAUCUCAAUGCAUGCCAGUGAAGGCACAAUGUCUUCAGGUCCUGCUCUCCUCAUUCAUAAAGCAUUGCUGGAGCCCACCAAUACACCAUUCAAGUCAAAACACCACACCGCUCUUCCUGUUAAAAGACUUUGGCAAUAUCUUGUGAAACAGGAAGAAGUACAAGAGAUUUUCAUUCGAAAUAUUUUCACAAAACAGAGAUGUCACAAUGAGUCAGUAGAUACCUCCAAAGAAACAAACAGAAAUUCUAUGAUGGAGGAACCUAGCGUCAACAAGGUGGAAGCUGAUUCUGGUUACCCUGGUGGAAGGGCAAGGAUUGUGCAUAAAGAAUCUGACAUCAUUACAGCAUUUGCAAUUAAUAAAGCUAAUCGGAACUGUGUUGCCAUAGCCACAAGUCAUGAUAUCCAGGAACUAGAUGUGUCUGCAAUCCUGGCUACCCAGAUCUACACUUGGGUUGAAGAUGAGUUUGAACUGGAAUCAAAAGGAUCUGAUGAGUUUCUGGUUGUUCAUGCUCGAGAUGAUUUUGGUGAUUUGCAGUGCAGCACACCUUAUACUCCCACAGUUCCUGGCACACCAAUAAACAUGCCAUGGCUGGGCAGCAUGCAGACUGGCAGAGGGGCGUCUGUGAUGAUCAAGAGGAAUAUGAACAAUGCCAGAAGAAUGGCUUCACAUCCAACCCUACCUUAUUACCUAACUGGUGCUCAAGAUGGUAGUGUUCGAAUGUUUGAGUGGGGUCACUCUCAUCAACUAGCAUGCUUUCGACCUUCUGGCAACUCCAGGAUAACCAGAAUACGAUUUAAUCAUCAGGGUAAUAAGUUUGGAAUUGUUGAUGGUGAUGGAUUCUUGACCUUCUGGCAAACAAGCCCAGUUGCUUUAGGAGCUACACCCAAACCUUAUCUGACCUGGCAGUGCCAUAACAAGACUGCAAAUGAUUUUGUUUUUGUUAGUUCGUCUACUUUAAUAGCAACAGCUGGACAAUCUAGUGACAACAGGAAUAUCUGCCUUUGGGAUACACUUGUGCCACAAACCAAUAGUCUAGUUCAUGCUUUCACCUGUCAUGACAGUGGAGCCACCGUUUUGGCAUAUGUAUCAAAGCAGCAACUUUUGAUAUCUGGUGGAAGAAAGGGUUACGUUUGUAUAUUUGAUCUACGUCAGCGACUGCUGCGUCAAACCUUUCAGGCACACGAUUCACCUAUAAAAGCGAUUGCUGUAGAUACAGCAGAGGACUACUUCAUUACUGGGUCUGCUGAGGGUAAUAUGAAGGUUUGGAGUUUGUCUACUUACAACCUGAUUCACACAUUCUCAAAUGAACAUGCUCGACAGUCACUCUUCAGAAACAUUGGAACGGGAGUCAUGCAGAUAGAGACUGGUCCAGCAAAUCACAUGUUCUCGUGUGGAGCUGACGGUACAAUGAAGAUGCGUGUCCUGCCAGAUCGUUUUAGCACAGGAAGUGGCAAGUUAGAUAUCUGGCAAGAUGAUGUUAGAUUUAUAUUAUGAUGAUAGUCUUGUCACAAAGCCCUUUGACUCAGUACACUGAGAUCUAUUUUUGUAGGUCUGAUUUUGUGUUAAGAGAACACUGGUGUCAUAUGGAGAUGUAUGUUGAGCUGAAGUAGUUUCUUCAUUCUUAAUGCACUGAUGCCUUAAGAAGAUUGUAAGCUUAAGAUUUUGUGAAUUAAAACUAGGAAUUAUUGAAUCUAAAUGUGUCAAAAUGGAUGAAUAAAGUAAUUCUAUUGUACAAUAAGAUAAAUAUGUUGCUGCUAAAAAAAAAGCUUUUCUCUAUUGAUACAGGUGCCGUUUUUUUUUUUGAAGUGUCAAAAUGUACAGCGCUUUCAAGAGAAUAAAAUAGAAGGUACAAUAAUUAUCUUUUUUAUGCUUGUAUUAAGAGUUUUGUACACAAUGAAGUUAUCAUUUGAACUGUGAGCAUUCCUUGUUUUUUUGCCUUAGCCUCUGAAAUACAAGCAAUUAAUACUUAGUUUUGCUUAAACUCUUCAAGCAAGAGAAAGUAGCUAGUGUUCCAGGAGUUUGUGGCAAGGGAGAAUUAAAACCAACCUUGCACAGCAUUUUACAACAAAAUGGAAAAUAACAUUUUUUUUACAAAGCUUCGUCUUGAACUAGAUCUGUAAAUAUAACCCACUAAAGCUUAAAUGGUUCUUCCACUAAGACAAUAAUAUCAAAAUUAAUUAUCUUUUUUUGUGUGCAAGUGUACACAGCCAUGGGGAACAACAAAUAGUCCUUACUGCCAGUCCCACUUUGUGUCAGUCUAAUAAUAGAUGUAUUGCAGUCGAGUCAAGAUUACUCCGUAUUCAAAUUUAAUAAUCAAUAACCCAUCAUGGUCACAAAGAUCUAUCCUAUAUCGUGCUGAUGUAACAGUAAAUGGUUUUAAAACAUUAUUUGACCUAAACAAUGUAGUUAAAACUUCAUUCUGGCAAUGUUAGAAAAUAUUUGAAUGCUGCAGUGAGGCAGUAAGUUCAACGUUGAACAAUUACCUUAAACAUUCUCAGAUGAAAAAAUUAAUGAUAUGCAGAGUUUUUUUUUUAAAAGAUAUGUUUUGUAUGGUUAUAUGUUUAAAUGCAAUAUUUGUUGGAAAAAAUCCAAAAUCAGACUAAUGACUUUUCUUUCUGUCACCAAGACAUGUCAAAGUAAAAGUUGCAUUUAUAUGCAUUAGAAUUGGUUAUCCAUUGAUAGGAUGACUAAAUGCGGAAUGUGUUUAAGGAGUAAUCAUUUAAGAUAACUUUUGAGCCCACGUCAGCAUUUAAUAUUUAUCUGAACAUAUGUUAUGAAUAAUUAUGAUUGGCAUUCCUGUUUAGAAACACACAAUAUUUCCACAUUUCUGAUUUUUAAAAUUAAAUCUUAUUUUUGGAUGUUUCCCACCAAUUAGCAAUGAGAGUAGCAUAACAGUUUUCUUGUAGACUGACUUCAUCAUCCUUGUGUCAGCUAAAGAGAUAUACAGAAAUGAACACAGGGUUACUUGGCCAUCUUAUUGUUUUCAUUCCUUUUCCACACAAGAAAUUCUUGCCCACUUUCACUGGUCAAAACUGAUUGAAGACAGGUUGAAAAACAUAAAGCUACACCUUUAGCUUACUGAUAUAUUUAUCAAAGUCAAAUGUCAUUUUAACAUGUGUUUCAUCUAGCUCUUUUUGUGCAAAUCAAUUCACUUAUAUUAAAAAGGUAAAUUCCUUUCAUUCAGACAAGCUAAAGGUUCAGUUAAGAUUAGGGAAUAGCAAUGAUAGUUUAGUCAUAAAGCAACUACUUCAUUACAAGAUCCAGAUAUCAAAUAUACUACAAAACAAAUCAAACCUUGUACAGUUCGAAAACUUUCUCUCAUUGCAUCAAAUACUAGAAUAAUUAUCACUGCUUUGUGGGGGAAAAAAAAUAUUUGCUAUUAUUACAUGCACACUCAAUAUUGGGAAUAGCCAUUUUAUGUUUAAAGAUUGUAAUAGUUCACUUAUUGUGAAUGGCUUUUCUAUGGGUAUUAUAACCUGGGUGUAAAACAAAUAAAAUAUUUUAUGGAUUGCUUAGAGGAGAAUAAAAUCAUUAGAUUUUGCAAUGGGUUCACUUUUUAAUACUUAGCAUAUUCUACAGUGUAUGGAAUAUUAGACUAAGUGCUGUCAAAUGCACAUUCAUUUUAACUGAUCACAGUUUAAUGUACCUGUUAAUUUCAUCAAUUAUAUGAAUUCUUGCUUUGCAAAUAUCUUAGUAAAUAGACACUGCAUGUAAGCAUUUCUAUUAAUCCUGAUAUGUAUAAAGAGCUUAUUUAGUAGGUAUUUUUGUUUGUUAUAUACUCAGGAUAUUUUGUCUUUCCUUUAAAACAUUUAUUUGUACAACUAGUUUUAAUAGGUUUGUUUAUUUAAAAGGUAAGAGUACAACAAUAGAAAGGAAAAUAUGGAAGGAAAACAUUUUCAUUUUCAUUGUGCAAUAAAUGUACUAAUUUUAUUAAAGUUAUUUAUGAAAUACUAUUAGUAAAUCUGAGAAUUUUCCUCUUUACAAUUUAUAUGGAAUAUUCUGUAAUUAAUUUCAAAGAAAACUGCACUUGGUAAUCAUCAUCAAUGACUUUACAUUGUCCAAAGUUUUUAGAUUCAGCACCUUCUACAUGUAAAAAUUAGCCUUUUGCUUUGAAUCAUAAUGGAAGGAAUAUGUAAUCCCACCUUUGAAAUCACUGGUGCUCAGCUUCUGUUAGAUGCUGACUGUACUGACAAAAUUGUCAAACGUGUUGUACGUAACAUAAAUAAUUGUUUCAAUAAAACAACUACAGAAACAA
Chiloscyllium plagiosum (whitespotted bambooshark) is the source of this 12809-nucleotide messenger RNA. The record is from RefSeq and is a predicted model, not a curated record. Lineage: Eukaryota; Metazoa; Chordata; Chondrichthyes; Orectolobiformes; Hemiscylliidae.